Molecule: messenger RNA, 1370 nt
Organism: Tribolium castaneum (red flour beetle)
Lineage: Eukaryota; Metazoa; Arthropoda; Insecta; Coleoptera; Tenebrionidae
Exons: 6
Coding region: 265-1230 (321 amino acids)
Molecular function (GO): FAD binding; oxidoreductase activity
Source: RefSeq, a predicted model, not a curated record
UUUGUUUGUUUUAGGUUUAGUUAAAAAUUGAGUUCUUUCAAGGUGUACGAUUUCAAGUCAUAUUUAAAAGCUCCAGACAACCUUCUAAAUAUAAAGUAAAAUAUUUUUUGGGCGCAUUCACCGGUCGUUCUGUUGAACAGAAACAGAACAUACUUCUCGUUCGCGUCUGGCAUGUGUUUGGUGGUGUGAUAUCAUUUUUGAGAUAAAGAUUUUUACAUAAUAGUUAUUAUAGAACAAAGAUGACAAACGUAUUGAGUGGGAAAAAUGCUUGACAAUAAAAUCAAUAUUUUGAACCGAGUCCCUCAAAACCACCGCCAAUUGGUUCUACCAAUAGCCCUAGGGGUCGGCGUCAUCAUCACAAGUGUAUUAAUUUAUCACUUCUACAAAACAUCAAAACCAUCAAAAUCAAAAGGCAAAAAGAAGAUUUUACUUGAGGACCCUCAAGCGAAAUAUUCGCUUCCUUUGAUUGAAAAGGAAGAAAUCAGUCAUGAUACCCGCAGAUUUAGGUUUGGGUUGCCCACAAAAGAGCACGUUUUGGGGCUUCCCAUUGGUCAACAUAUUCAUUUGUCUGCAAAAAUCGGUGAUGACUUAAUAAUCCGGUCAUACACCCCCGUAUCUUCAGACGAUGACCAUGGAUUUGUUGACUUAGUGGUCAAGGUGUACUUCAAAAAAGUCCACCCCCGAUUUCCCGAUGGGGGCAAAAUGACGCAACACCUCGAAAGUUUGAAAAUCGGUGAUACCAUCGAAGUUAGAGGACCAUCUGGACGGUUACAGUACCAAGGACAUGGGACCUUUUCCAUUAAAAAACUACGCAAAGACCCACCACAAAUCGUUACAGUUAACAAAGUUUCUAUGAUUGCGGGUGGUACUGGCAUUACACCCAUGCUACAACUUAUCAGACACAUCACAAAAGACCCAAGUGAUAAGACAAAACUAAAACUGAUUUUUGCAAAUCAGACUGAGAAAGACAUUUUGGUUCGAAAGGAACUGGAGGAAGUGGCGAAGGAGCAUCCAGAUCAGUUUGAACUGUGGUACACUCUCGAUACACCUCCAGAAAAUUGGAAAUACAGUUCAGGCUUUAUCAAUGAAAAUAUGAUCAAGGACCAUCUCUUCCCCCCAAGCAAUGAUAACAUUGUACUCAUGUGUGGACCCCCACCUAUGAUUAAUUACGCCUGUAAUCCCAGUUUGGAGAAGUUGAAAUAUGAUAAAGAUCUGUGCUUCGCUUAUUAAGUCAAAUCCAAUGGAACUGGAUAUUGUUUUUACGAUUAGUUGUUUUAGGUUUUUAUGACUGUUAUCCCUGGUUGUUGUUAAUUCCAGUAUGAUGUAAUAAUACACUGUUGACUUUUGUGAACAAUAAACUUAUAUUCCAA